GAAUUUUUUUGAUUUGGUUUUUAAUUGUGAACCGGUGUCAAUGUAUUAUUAAUAGAUUUUUAUUCAAUUCUUUUUUUUUACUUUAAUUAUGAAGAUUUUUUCUUCAAAUCUAUUGAUUAGUAUUUCAAUUAUCUGCUUGAUUUGUCUGGAUCAAUUGAAUCUUGUUUCUGGAUCACUUGCUUGUGGAGGAUUCAUAAAAUCAAUAGUAAAUAUUAACUAUGCUCGUGUCUCUAUUAAAUUAUUAACUGCCAGUGGUAAUCUUAAAUAUACCUCUGAAGGAGCUCCAAAUAAUGGUUACUAUUUCAUUCCUGUUUAUGAUAAUGGUGAUUAUGUUUUAAAAGUUGAUGCUCCAUUUGGAUGGAAAUUUGAACCCAAUCAAGUGCAACUUAAAAUUGAUGGUACAAGUGAUCCAUGUACUCAGGGUGUCGAUAUAAAUUUCUCAUUUAAAGGAUUCACUAUCACUGGAAAGAUUAUCUCUGAUAGUUUAGAUUCUGGCCCUAAAGGAGUAACUAUCAAGCUGAAAGAUAAAUCUGGUAAACUUAUUAAAAGUGUUAUUACCAAAUCUGAAGGUUCCUAUGCCUUUGAAGAAGUAUUACCUGGAGAUUAUGAGAUAAUUGUCGAUGAUGAGAAAUUAUCUUUCGUUGGAUCAAAUUCUAUUAUUGUAACUGUUUCCGAUGAUAAUGUAAUUUUAGAUCCUAAAGACUCUAAGCAAGUGAUAACAAUCAGCGGUUAUUCUGUUGGUGGACGAGUUACAAGUGACGGUGAACGUAUUGGUGGAGUUAAUUUUGCUCUUUAUUCCCUUUCUGGUAAAAAGAGAGUUCCAACUGGCUGUAAUACCGAAUCAAUUGUCAGUCGUAAAGUUGAUAUCACAGCUUCAGCAAUUUAUCUUUGUCAUACUCUGUCCACUGUUGAAGGUCGUUUUGAAUUCAAGAAUCUUCCUCCAGGAAACUAUCGAUUGAUAGCUUUUUACAGAGGCAACAACAUUGAAUUUGGUGUUGAACCUUCACACAUUGACUUUAAAGUAGAACAUGAAAACGUCGAGUUAAAGAAUGGAUUCACUGUGGAAGGUUUCAGUGUUUCGGGGAAAAUAUUAACCCGCCAGGGAGGCAAAGGUAUUGAAGGUGCUCAGGUUUUGGUUAAAGAUGAUAAAGGAACCGAAAAAGUAAUCAGUUCGCUCAAAGAUGGUAUCUUCCAUUUGGAAAACAUGAAGACUGGAACAUAUUCCCUACAAGUGAAAGCUUCUCAUCUGAUAUUCGGGAUCACAACUGUCAGAAUAUCUCCAUCAUCACCUUUGAUUCCUGAUAUAAUUGCCUCAGCAUUUGAGACUUGUGGUCAAUUGAAAUUCAAAUCGAAUCCUAUUCCUUUAGAAAUUGAGAUUACCAAAAGUUCUGGAAAGGAUUUUGUUUCACAUUCAAUUAUUACUUCCAAAUCGGAUGGGACAUUUUGCUCAUUUUUAGAGCCGGGAAAAUACCGAUUCAAACCCAUUAUUCCAGUUGACCAGGAAAACGAGCUUGUAUUUACUCCUAAAUAUUUAGAACUGUUGAUCGAAGAAAAGUCCAAACUCGAUCUUACAUUUCACCAAUUCGCUGCCUCUGUUUCAGGUUCAUUAAUAUUGAAAGAACCAAAAGUUAUAGUGAACGAUAUCAGCAUUGAUUUAAUUUUAGAUGAUAAGACUAUUGAUAGUGUUCAACCUGAUCAACAAUCAAAAGAAUUCAAAUUCAAAUCUAUUGCUCCAGGUAAAUAUCGUCUUAGACUUCGUAAGGGAGAUAAUAUCUGGUGUUGGAAAGAAGAUGAAAUGACCAUUAACAUAUUGGACGAAGAUUUAACCGGAAUCAAGUUUACUCAAAUCGGCUAUUAUCUAACUCUAGUCACCUCUCACCCCGUGAAAGUUACAAUAACUCAUACAACAUCUAAGAAAUCAAUUAAUGCUGAAAUCAAAAAUGUCCAGCAACCUUUCCGUCAAUGUUUACUUGAAUCAGGUCGAUACGAAGUCAACACUGUCUCAUGUCAUUCAUUUAAAAACGAAAAAGGCCUCAAGGAGCCUUUUAUUUUCGAUACUCGAACCAAGGAAACAUCUUCAUCACUAAUUAUCCGAGCUUACAAACACCAAUUAACCGGGUCGGUGACAGUUACUGUUCCAGUUGAAAGUUCUGAAGAGUUUGUCCUUUCAUUAACUCGUAAAUCAAAUAUUAACGAUCAAAAGGGAUCAACAAAUGGAUUGGAUUAUUUACCCAGCUCAUCUAAAUCCGAUAAUCAAGGCAAUCUAAUCAAAAUGUUUAAAUUUUCCUUAUUCGCUGAGCCCAAUGAAUUGCUCACAAUUGUACCAUCGUCGACAUCCCUUUAUUCAAGCCUCCUAAAUUUGAAAAGACCAUGGGCUCUGAUUGUGCUCGAUGCUGUUUCAUUCAAAGGACGUAGUGGACUAUUUAUCAAAGGAUCAAUUUCUCCACCCCUGAUGGAUGCUACAAUUAAAUUAUAUUCUCGAAGUGAUGAUCAACUUAUGUAUGAAACCGUCACGGAUGCCGAAGGGAAAUACACCGCUGGUCCUUUUGAUUGUUGUGAUGCAGGAAUUACCAUUGACCGUAUGAUUUAUGCUAAAGCGGAAAAAGUGGGAUAUUUAUUGAAAGAAUCAUCUAAAUUUGGUCAAUUUGUUAGCGAGAAACUUUCAUCACUAAUUGUGAAAGUUACUAAUGCCGAUGGAUCACCAUUGCCUGAAGUGCUCAUCUCCAUCUCUGGUGGUUCUAAUAAUUUCCGUAAAAAUCUAAUCACUCCUGCAACCGGUGAAUUAUCAUUUAUUGGAUUAAAUCCUGGUGAAUAUUUCAUGAGAUCAGUUUUGAAAGAGUUUAAAUUUGAUCCAGCUUCAAGAAUUGUUGACAUUAAACAAGGUGAAUCUGUUACACUCAAUGUCAAAGGUGAAAGAGUUGCUUACAGUUGCUAUGGCUCGUUAACUUCCAUGUCAGAAGAGCCUGAAGCUAAUAUUUUAGUUGAAGCUGUUGGUUAUGGAGUUAAUGAACAAGGAUUUGAUUGUAAACAGUUACAAGAAGAGGUAACAUCAGAAUCUAAUGGUAACUUUAGAAUUCGUGAUUUAAAACCUGGAUGCAAUUAUCGAGUUAGUGUUAAGAAAUCAAAUGAGCAAAAUUUAAUCGCACGUUCAUUACCAGAAAAUGUGAUAAUCUCCGUUGGAAGAGCCGAUGUUACCGGCAUUAAAUUGAUACUUUUCACUCGGAGUAACACCAUGGAAUUGACUGGAGAUAUUAUAACUAAUCCAGAAUUUUGGCCUUCACUCCGUGUUAAACUUUUCUCUGAAUCGAUUGGCGAUCAAUUGUUGGCCUCAAUUCCAGUGACCAGUGGUUUCUUUUCCAUUCCAACGCAAAUUCCAGUAGACAAUCGUUGGUAUAUUCUAAAAUUGGAAUCAACUCUGCCCACUUAUUUAUAUUACUAUGAAACGGCCUCUCUUACUUUCCAGGCCAAUACAACAUACUCACAUUUUCAAUUCCAAUUUGAUCCAAAACAAUCAUCUAAUUCAGAUUCUUUCAAUGGGGAACAAGAUAACAUCAGCACUGGAUCACUUUUCACUUUACCUUUGUUUCUCCUUUUAGGUUUAAUAAUCUACAAAUUUGAUAAAGUUAAACCGAUUUUCGAUUAUGUUAUCGAGAAAGUUUGGUCAACAAUACAUCCCGAUGGAAGAUCAUCUCCAAAUUCUGACGGUUCGUUACGUCGUAAAAUCAAAUCACGACGAACCUAAUACACUUUUUUUUUAGAAUUUAGGAUAAAUUUUUAUCUAAAUUAAUUUAAGCCUUAUAGUCUUGAGAAAUUAUUAUUUACGAUCUUGUUUGCUCGUAACAAUUAUCAUUUGUAAUAAUUUAACUUUUCUCUCACAAGCAAAUCAAUUGUAAUUUACACUGCGAUAAACACUUUUAUACAUCUACAUGUAUAUUGAUACAGGUAAACGGGAAGAAUUAAAUCAUUUUUUGUUAUCUAUUAACAACUAAAAUUGUCGAAUAUUUUUCAUUGUUGCUUUUAUGAUAAACACAAUUAACAUCGAUGAACGAUAAACAAUAAUUUGAAAAGUGAUCGACAUUUAUUGUUGGAAUCAAAUGACUACAUGAUUACAUAUACAAAGAGAAAUACAAAAUUUGGUUUAAACGAAAAAACAAUUAGUUUUAAUUUACAAUUUGGAUCAACUAUCAGUGUUUUCCAACCAAUUACCUCCUAUUGGAUCUAGAGCUUGAAGUACACGUCGAUUUUGUGUAUCGAAUAUUGAUUCAUUUCUUUGUUCUAUUGUAGAGAGAGUGAGUAUCGAUUGAUCGAUCGAUGAUUUCUGGAGAUCGUUUCACUGACCCAGAAGUUAGAGGCCAAUUCAGUUUCUUUA
Messenger RNA from Panonychus citri (citrus red mite), 4369 nucleotides. Its product is annotated as nodal modulator 1-like. Gene Ontology annotation, molecular function: carbohydrate binding. Gene Ontology annotation, cellular component: endoplasmic reticulum membrane. The record is from RefSeq and is a predicted model, not a curated record. NCBI's taxonomy places the organism in Eukaryota, Metazoa, Arthropoda, Arachnida, Trombidiformes, Tetranychidae.